AUGCCACUCAAUAUUCUAGGUACUAUACUGCUGGAAGGUACUGAUAAAGUUCCAGGGUGGGACUAUGCAAAAAAAUACGGACCGCUCUUGCUUACAGCAGGACUCACAAAGUUUUACUUUGGUGGAUCAACUAAUACGUGGGAGAGAGACUUACACGGUAAAGUUUAUCUCGUGACCGGAGGAACGUCGGGUAUCGGCGCCUCCUUGGUGCGCGAGCUUGCUAAUAGAGGUGCACAACUUGUUCUGUUGAGCUCACAGUUGAAUGAGGAUGGGUCAGGAGGUGCGUGGAUUACAGAUUAUAUCGAUGAUCUCAGGAACGACACGGGCAACCAAUUGAUUUACGCGGAGCAUUGUGACUUGUCCUCCUUGUAUUCCAUUAGAAAAUUUGCUACCACUUGGCUUGAUCAGUCCCCACCGCGUCGUCUUGAUGGGAUUCUGUGCCUUGCAGCCGAAGCGGCACCAAUUGGCAAGGUGAGAGAAUCAAGUAUAGACGGCGUUGAACGUCAAAUGGCAAUCAAUUACCUAGGCCACUUUCAUCUGCUCACAUUGCUUGAACCGUCUCUCAAAGUUCAGUUGGCAGAUAGAGAUGUUAGAAUAUUACUGGCCAGCUGUAUGAGUCAGUCAAUAGGUGAGAUCGAUCUGAACGAUUUGUUGUGGGACGAAAGAAAAUACCCUGCAAACCAGCCAUGGAAGGUCUAUGGGACAUCAAAGCUAAUGCUUUCCAUGUUUGCAAAAGAGUACCAACGCAGGCUGGACAGCUUUCAAAGAAAAGAUGGUGAACCAAAUAACACGAAAAUCAACGUCGUGAACCCAGGAUUGGUAAGAACCCCUUCGAUGCGCCGCAUUCUCUCCAUGGGCUCCAUUUGGGGCCUGCUGCUUUAUUUGAUUUUGUAUCCUUUUUGGUGGUUCGUUUUGAAAUCCGGAGAACAGGGAAUGCAGUCGUUCUUGUUUGCACUCAACUCUCCUGAGUUCCUUAAAUUGCAUGGUGGUAAUUACGUCAAAGAAUGCUCAAUUGUCAAAAAGGAACAGCGCUCUGAACUCAACAAUAAAGAACUACAAGCGGCUUUAUUCGAUAAAACUAAAAAGGUGGUUGAGAUUUUGGAGAAAAGAUCUGCGAUCGAACGGAACAGGCUGAAGAAGCAAAAUGGGGACAAGAGCAAAAAGAAAGAGGUUAAGAACAAGGCCUUAUCGAUCGGCAUUCAAGAGCCCGCAUGA
Ogataea polymorpha is the source of this 1215-nucleotide messenger RNA. RefSeq lists its product as uncharacterized. Lineage: Eukaryota; Fungi; Ascomycota; Pichiomycetes; Pichiales; Pichiaceae. The record is from RefSeq and is a predicted model, not a curated record. The transcript is spliced from 2 exons. The coding region runs from base 1 to 1215 and encodes 404 amino acids.